CCACAUCAUUUGAUGUCACUGCCGCACCUGCGCAGCCAUCUUGUACUUCUGGCGAGGAGCGGACACAGAAAGAAAUCAAAAGGAUCAAAUAAACCUGUCAAAUCAGAAGAAAAUAGGAAUGUCUUUAAACGUUAUAUAGCCUCAUAGCGAUUAGACACCCAAGAAGGACAAGGUUAAAAAAAGACGGUGAAAUAGACAUUCAAGUGCUUCGGAUAUCCAGACCUACAAGUCAUAUUUUGCUUGUGAGUGAGUGAGAGGAGGAAGGAACAGUCAAAUCGCCGAAAGAAAAACACAUCCCGAACAUCAGUCAAAUCAUGAAUCCAGAAUAUGACUACCUGUUCAAGCUCCUCCUUAUUGGUGACUCCGGUGUGGGAAAGUCCUGUCUUCUGCUCCGCUUUGCUGAUGACACCUACACGGAGAGCUACAUCAGCACCAUCGGUGUAGACUUCAAGAUCCGCACCAUCGAGCUGGACGGCAAGACCAUCAAACUACAGAUUUGGGACACUGCUGGUCAGGAGAGGUUCCGCACCAUCACCUCCAGCUACUACAGGGGUGCCCACGGCAUCAUCGUGGUCUAUGAUGUCACAGAUCAGGAGUCCUACAACAACGUGAAGCAGUGGCUGCAGGAGAUCGAUCGCUACGCCAGCGAGAACGUCAACAAGCUGCUGGUGGGGAACAAGUGUGACCUCACCACCAAGAAAGUAGUGGACUACACAACAGCCAAGGAAUUUGCUGACUCCCUGGCCAUCCCCUUCCUGGAAACGAGUGCCAAGAACGCCACCAAUGUGGAGCAGGCCUUCAUGACCAUGGCUGCUGAGAUCAAGAAGAGGAUGGGCCCCGGGGCCACAGCUGGAGGGGACAAGCCCAACCUGAAGAUAGACAGCACCCCUGUCAGGCAGUCUGGAGGGGGGUGCUGUUAAACUGGACUCUGUUCUGGAUGCUCUCCUCUUCUUCACUCUCCCUGCUCUGGGCUUCACUUCCUCCACCUCUUAAUCCCUCAGCCUCCCUCCCAUCUCCCGUUCUCUUACUCUUGCUUUCGGGAUGGGUGGUUGGAUAGGGAGUUGAGGAGUGAGAACUGGGGACUGACUUUAAGACCGUAUCUCCCCACAGAAAAGUAAAGAGAAAAGUUAGGUGGGGGUUAGGUUGAGAACUUUUUUUUCUUUUUUUCCAAGCGAUGAGUCAGGAACGUAAACAGAUAUGAGAAAAGAUUGGUAUUGACUUAGAGGAGAACUGGGUGAUAGAAGAUUAGGUUUUAGAUUCCGGCGAGCGCUUAUCUCUCUCCCUCUCCUGUGUACACACGCACACACACACACACGCGCACAGACAGACAGACAGACAGAACAGGGGCGGAGUGAUUCUCCCAUAGGAAGUAGUCACAGGUGAGGUUCUCUUUCCUUUAGGCUAUGUCUGUCAUUGCUAUCCAAUGGAAGUCUUAUAGCAAAUUCAGUUUAGAGUGCUACAGUAAUCUGUCAUUUAUGUAUUGGACCUGUUUUAUCUCAGACUGCUGGGGUGCCUUGUAGUCAUGGCGAUGUGUCACCGGCUUAAGUCUGUUUAUAGGUAUCAAGUGAGUGACGUUUUCAAUCUAGCCUACGGCCUACGUUCCACAUGCAAUAGUAACACUAAUGCACUAUUUAUACCCAUGUAUCCAUCCAUCCAUCCAUCCAUUUUAUGAACUGAAUUGGCGUUGGGGCAGACUGCACCACUACCAGCGUCCUAACAACUGAGUCAUCCAUCAUAUUAAUCGAUGAGGAUACGAGUAUCUAGGAUACGGGUAUCUUAGAAAUAGAAUGAAUAGACCGGACUCUGAAGGAAGGCAUCAGCAGAGAGGGGAGAGACAUGCACUUUGUCUGUGUGGAGAAGGAUCGCUCUGACUCCCCGUAGAGCCUGAGCUUUAGGUUGAUUCGACACAGAACAGGAGAACUUUUGGUUGAACUUGGAAUCACUCCUUCCCUUCAUCCCUCUACAUGCAGACGGGAGGAUGUAGUGAGAGAGACUUGGUUUUUGAGUGCUUUAAUAUACUGUAUGGUGUUAGUUAGCUCACAUCACUCCUCUUGUUAGGAUUUCACAUGUAAAAAAAGACCAAGCAUAAAUAUUUGAGAUCUGCUUAAGUCAUGUUUGUAUGUCUUUUAAGUUGCCAGGACUCUCUAUAUUACAGUAUGCCCAAGGUGGUUCUUCAACAUAAACAGACAGUGUACACACACACACACACACACACACACAGAACGGGGCAUGACGUAGUACUAGAUUAGUGGUAAGAGUAUGUCGGGGCUUGGGCAAGCGAUAUUCAACUAAUUAACAGGACAUAUGAAACAUGAAAUUGGCAAUAUUCUCUCUUCAUAUUCAUAGAUUAUUGUUCAUAUUAUUUUAUUGUUAUUACAAUGAUUUUAUUAUUUGAUAUUUGUAUUUUCUGUAGUUUUUUUCUAAUCGAAAAAGCUUGUAAAAAUUGCUUGAAAUGUUGUUUGGUCGGGGGAGUUGGGAAGUUGUCUCUGAAAGCUACUGUUCCCUCCUGUGCCUCACUGGACUCCGAAAGAUACGGACCGCGUACAUAACCUCUGUAGCAUGUCACACCACAGGUUCUUUACGCCUUGGCCAUGGCCCACUUCUCAGACCGUGUUGCCAUCCACCAUUUGUCAUCACGUGUCCCACAGUGCAUUUCUUUUAUGGUUGUCAUGGUUUCAUGUCAGUGUGGUCAUUAGGAAGCGUAGCCAACUCAUUACCCUUCUCUCUAGAUCAGUGCGUGAAUGGUGUUCUUCAAUCUUCAUCAUUGUCAACUGCUAGCUAGUUCCAGUAGCCUCUAUACAGCUUAAGACAUGGAGUGUGUUUGGCUGAUCAGAAUGUGUGUUAAUGGGCCUGGCUGUCCUGACUGAGUCCCCCUUCUACAGGAACCUGCCCUGCGUCGUUCCCUUCCCAGUCUGUUCUCAUGGCUGUGUGUGAUUUCUCAGGCAUUCCUAUGGAACUAUGGAACCUAGCAGGAAAGUGAAGAAAACCCUCCAACCCCUGACCUUAACCAACCCCUGACCUUAACCAACCACUGACCUUAACCAACCACUGACCUGAACCAACCCCUGACCUUAACCAACCACUGACCUUAACCAACCACUGACCUUAACCAACCACUGACCUUAACCAACCACUGACCUUAACCAACCACUGACCUUAACCAACCCCUGACCUUAACCAACCACUGACCUUAACCAACCACUGACCUUAACCAACCACUGACCUUAACCAACCACUGACCUUAACCAACCACUGACCUUAACCAACCACUGACCUUAACCAACCACUGACCUUAACCAACCACUGACCUUAACCAACCACUGACCUUAACCAACCACUGACCUUAACCAACCCCUGACCUUAACCUACCACUGACCUUAACCUACCCCUGACCUUAACCUACCCCUGACCCUAACCUACCCCUGACCCUAACCUACCCCUGACCCUAACCAACCCCUGACCUUAACCAGCGCUAGUUUUGAAUUAAUGUAAUGCACUACAGUACGGUUAAUACUACUAAUGUGGCCUCUAAGCUUUUUAAGUUCUUGACAACAAAGAAUAUAGGCCUUUGUCGGUUAUUACAACCUAAUUUUUCAAUCAAUUUUUCUGUAGAAGUAGUCAUGGUUUACAACGGGACUGGGAGGAAAAUGGUUGAAAUUGCAGUGACGUACUGUUAGCCAGGACUGGACCCACAGACCCGUUACAGCACUAUAGUGAGCCUGUUGUGGAAUGGACACCUCCAUCUGGUCCUCUUGGUUAGCCCUUGGUGUUGCCAGUCUGACAUGGUGCAGUAGGCAGUGUGUGACCGUUCUAACCUUCGACCUGUAUGUCUUUAUGACUAUGAGAAGAGCAGACUGGAAGGGUCGUACUCUGAACGACAACUAUAUAAGCAUGUUGCACGGUCAUGUUAUAUGGUCAUUGAGCCUUCUUCAGUUUGGCGUUGGGCAUUCCAUUGGGUUUGAGCAUGUUAUGUCAUCAUGGUCACGUUACGGUCUUCGAAUAAGUCCUAGAUUCUGGUUCAUUGGGUCGGAGUGAGUUUGACUGUGCUUGAACGUUCUGGGGUAGCAGGGACUGACUGGUUUUGGCAUGCAGACCGGAUAUGAACUCCCAUCAGCCUCUUUAAGCCAAUCAAUAUAUUACAACAAUGUUCUCCGAAUGGCUCCUACUACUCAUCGAUAAAACGGAAACUGGCUUGGACUUUCCCGGUCGGCCUUCGACAGGUAGUUGAAGUUAAGGUGGCACAGCCUCGGCCUCCCACAGCCUCGGCCUCCCGGCUCAGAGCUCCAUGUAGUAACGUGAAGUUGCAGCCUCAAACUGAUGUCCAAUGUGUACUGACGAGUUAGUGAGCGCUUACUCUCUGCAGAACACGGCUACCAACCAGUCUAUGGCAUUAAUGUCUAGAAGAGCGACGUGAGGGCUGAGAGCAGGUUUAACAGAAAGUAUCUGUUUGUAGAUGUGAUUCUUUAGGGUAGUAGAUACAGCAGUCGUCUUAGCACUAACGUUAAGGUGUUGUCUUUUUGGUAGAGCCUUUUACAGAUGUGGUUUGGCCAAGCCUGCGACGCGAUGCAAGACUCAACCAGACUGGAUUGUGUGCCAGCUCUCAUUUCAUGCUCAUUCAGUUUGGUAUGAUGAAUUUGAGGAUCUGGUAGGCCUAAGUAAUCGCUGGUAGGAAGGGAGGGAACAGUAGUGUGUGAGGUCAGGGUCGGGGACGGUCUGUGUGCGUGACAUUCCUGCUCCCUGAGCACAGGUAGGCUUUUCUCUCAAAUCUCACAAGUCCUUCUGUGAAUGAAACUAUUUUUUGCAACUCUCCACACAGACACACGCACACUCGGUCACACAGACACACGCACACUCGGUCACACAGACACACGCACACUCGGUCACACAGACACACGCACACUCGGUCACACAGACACACGCACACUCGGUCACACAGACACACGCACACUCGGUCACACAGACACACGCACACUCGGUCACACAGACACACGCACACUCGGUCACACAGACACACGCACACUCGGUCACACAGACACACGCACACUCGGUCACACAGACUCGCUAAAUUGGACGUUUCAUGCUAUAACAGUCCUUUUUUAUUUGUUCUGAAUGUGCUUUUCCUACCAAGAAUUCUUGAUAUUCUACUGAUUUUAAUAUAUUAAUUGAAAAUAUACUGUGGUAAUAUUGUGUCCGGUCCAUCAACGGAUAUGAGGGUGGGACAACACGUGGGGGUGGAGUUAGCGGCUGGCUUUGUUUGGGCUCGCACUCAUGAAUGUGAUUAUGAUGGAACUGCUCAAAUCUUUUUAUUUUAUUUUUCUGUGAAAUUUGCACACUUCUUUGUGGCUCUCCCGUGGCUUAACAAUGGAACACGUGUUCUUUAAUAGCGAGCGUCAUGCAGGUCCCAUCCUGAUCCUCACUUUUUUUCAGUUUUUCGCUUGUCCACUUUGGUGCUCUCUGUCUCACUGCUGAGUUUGAUCAUGAUGGGUUUUUUUUAUGUACAUAUUAUAAAUAUAUAUAUAUAAUAAAAUGAAUACAAAAGAUCAAUGUCAA
Molecule: messenger RNA, 5550 nt
Organism: Oncorhynchus keta (chum salmon)
Lineage: Eukaryota; Metazoa; Chordata; Actinopteri; Salmoniformes; Salmonidae
Gene: rab1ba
Product: zRAB1B, member RAS oncogene family a
Exons: 6
Coding region: 315-920 (201 amino acids)
Molecular function (GO): GTPase activity; GTP binding
Source: RefSeq, a predicted model, not a curated record